UGCUGACAGACAUCAACACCACAAAUAUACUCGACAGCUGUAUGUUCUUAGGGUUUUUUUGUUUUGUUUUGUUUUGUUUUAAAUAUCUCAUUUUCAAUCUCUCCCACUACCUGGGAUAAAAUGGAAUAAAGGAUUGAUUACAGUGAGGGUAAUUUUUUUGCUGAGCUGCUCGGAUCAAUAAAAUUGAGAAUGAAGUUUGGACAGAAGAUUUGAAACUCAACACAGAGGCAGUUUGAGGAAAUGGCUGGAAGGGACCAUUUUUCGGAAAAAGAAUUUUUAUGUCCUGUUUGUCAUGACUUUUACAGAAAUCCUGUUCUACUCUCAUGUAGCCAUAGCUUGUGCAAAACUUGUAUGCAAGGGUGCUGCGAAGCCAAAGGAUUUCUAGAAUGUCCAGUCUGUAAGAGAAAAUCCUCUAGCCUGAAUCCUCCUCUGAACCUGGCGUUAAAGAACCUGUGCGAAUCGUUCUUGGAGUCCCGUCAUUACAGACCUCCAGAGGCAUCUGAUGGCCUCUGCAAGCUGCACACCGAGAAACUCAAGCUCUUCUGUCUGGAGGAUCAGCAGCCUGUGUGUGUGGUGUGUCAGACCUCAAAGAAACACAAAAAUCACGAGUUCUGCCCUAUAGAUGAAAUUUUGAAUGACGUUAAGGAACAACUCAGGACUGCUUUGGAGCCGCUACAAAAAAGUCAGACCCUCUGGAAAAUUGCUAAAGAAAAUUACAACAGAGCAGCUUCACACAUUAAGAGUCAGGCCCAGUGCACAGAAAGACAGAUGAAGAAGGAGUUUGAGAAGCUUCAUCAGUUUCUAAGAGAUGAAGAAGCAGCAAGGAUAGAUGCACUGAAGCAGGAAGAGGAGCAAAAGAGUCAGAUGAUAAAGAGGAAGCUCGAAGAGAUGAAUCACGAAAUAGCCCGUCUUCAAGACAUAAUCAGAACAACAGAGAAGGACAUGGGCAUUGAGGAUGUAGCAUUCUUAAAGGAGGUCGAGAUCAGAGUGAAACAAGCUCAGUGCACAAUAAAGCAUCCACGGAUGGAGAUGAAUAUGCUGAUCAAUGUUUCUAAACACAUUUCUCACCUGAAGUUCAGAGUCUGGGAGAGUAUGCAGCAGGUCUUCGAGUACACUUCUGUUACUCUGGACCCCAACACUGCACAUUCACAGCUCUGUGUGUCCGAUGAUCUCACAACAGUGGAACACAGAAAAGAGGAAUUACUGCUUCCUGAUAAUCCGGAGAGAUUCGAUGGUGUUACAUGCGUCCUGGGCUGUGAGGGCUUUAACUCAGGGUCGCACUGCUGGGACGUCGAGGUUGGGGACAGUAAUAUCUGGGAACUGGGUGUAAUUAGAGAGUCUGCUCCAAGAAAGAAGAAUUCCUUCUGUAAUGCGGUGUGCAGCAUGAGCUACAAUAAUGGAAGUUACCACCUGCUCUGCCCGGAACAGGCAGGUCACAUUUUUAAAGCUAAAACCAAACCACAGAGGGUCAGAGUGCAUCUGGACUGGGACAAGAGGAAAGUGACAUUUACUGAUCUUCUAACCAAUACAUGCUUGCACACUAUAACACAUACCUUCACUGAGAGAGUGUUUCCAUUUUUCUAUAAUCGUUCCCCAUCUCGGCCUCUGAAGAUCUUACCAAUCAACCAUAUAGUAACAGUAAAAACACCUUUAAACACCACAGAACGGAAACAUCAUCACAAUCUCUGAAACUCCAAACAAUUUAAAGUAAUCUUUAAAUCAUCAAAGUUGUUCUAACUAAAUAUGACAAAGUGGAGAAGAACGAGAGCAUUUCUUCACUAGAGCUGGUGACGGAGAACCUGGAUAAUCUUCAGAUCCUCAGUUUAAACUUUCUCGAUUGCUAUGAAACUUUGAUUUGGCUUUGAAUUUCCUUUAUAUAUAGAUCCACUUUUAUUCAUAAAGAUGUUAUAUUUCAUCUUGUAAUGAUGUCAAGAUUUAAAAACAGUAAUAAUGAAGGGAUAAAUGAAUCAGUACAGUCAUUUAAGGUUAAAUGAGCGUGUAUCACGGUGGGAUUUAGUCAUGAUUUUUAUACUGUAUGUAUCUCUGAAAUAUGACUCAGUUAAUGUUUCAGAUUUGUUUAAUCAUCCCUUUACUAGUUUUAGUUCCUACUGUAGCCUGAUGAUCUCUUCAUAUAUCAUUAAUAAAGGUUAAAAGAGAAAUUGUAAUUAUUAUUCCUUAUCUUUCUGUGUAAAAUGUUAAAGACAACGUACAAUGAUCGAACAAUGUGCAGGCAUGUCAAGUGAUCUCACUGCACAUCCUAUAAUACAAUCAUUUUUAUUCUAAUAUUCAAAAUAAAUAAAUAAAUAAAUAAAUAAAUAAAUAAAUAAAUAAAUACAAUUGAAACAUGUUUGUCUAAUCUAUGAAAAGUCUACACUUG
Ictalurus punctatus (channel catfish) is the source of this 2377-nucleotide messenger RNA. RefSeq names its product E3 ubiquitin-protein ligase TRIM35. Gene Ontology annotation, molecular function: zinc ion binding; protein binding. Bases 241 to 1689 code for a protein of 482 amino acids. Lineage: Eukaryota; Metazoa; Chordata; Actinopteri; Siluriformes; Ictaluridae. The record is from RefSeq and is a predicted model, not a curated record. The transcript has 6 exons.